Molecule: messenger RNA, 785 nt
Organism: Physella acuta
Lineage: Eukaryota; Metazoa; Mollusca; Gastropoda; Physidae
Source: RefSeq, a predicted model, not a curated record
GGUUAACUCACAUUUUAUAUUUAGCUACGCCAUUUGGUAAAAUUAAUGUUUCAUGACGACAAUAGUCCUGCAUUUCAAAAUGAACUACCGCAUUUUAUACGGGUUGGAGAUGGUAAUACUGUGUUGGUCAAAAGUGAACGGUCAAAGUAGUAGAGAUGAUAUCGUCAGCCCAAGUGUAGUUGAGGCUAGAGGAACGUUUACUGUGACAUGUGACGCGUCACGUGCUGGUGUACCAACAAAUGCUACAACAGUUGCUCAUUUAUUUAUUACACACAGACGUGGGACAAUAUAUCGAGAUUUAGCAAUAUACAGCAUAUAUAUAUAUCCAUACGAGAUAAAAGUUGAACCAUUCACAAUUCCGCCAAGAUACUGGACUUAUAAUUUUGAAGGAAGCCUAAGAAGAGGUACAGCGGACCAGCCAAAAAACAGGAACACGAUGAAAAUCAAAUUAGUUAUCCGUGAUGCCAGAUGUUCAGAUGACGGCACUUACAUUUGUCGAGGGAUGUAUAUUAGCUCUAACGGUCAACAAACAAACGUAAAAGGCUUGUACCAGAAUCUCAGCAUCGCCCAUUGUGAAACUUACGCAGGGGAGAUAAUUCCAAGUAUAGGCCCUAAAAGUUUACUAUGAUAUUUCUUGUAAAAGCAAAAACAAGUAAACGUAUUUAAAACCGAAGUUUCUAGUAUAAUAUUAUUUUUUAUUAUUUGUAGGAUACAAUAUAGUACAGGAUACAAAUUCUACCACUAUCACAAACACAUAUUUACGUUGAAAAAUGUACAAUAGAUUU